AUGACACCUUCAUCCUCAGAAAAUGCUAAACGAGCCUUCUUUGAAUUUACUCUACUGCAGUUAUUAAAGAAAGGAUAUGAGAGUCCAAAACUACAUGAUACUCCAAGGGAUGGCCCAUUUCCUGGAGUGAUCGAUCUUUUUGGAGAUGGAGGUCUGAUUGAGUUCCGAGCAUGUCUCCUUGCAAGCCGAGGCUUUGCUACUCUUGCUCUCCCUUACUUUGGUUUUGAAGAUCUACCAAUAUCCAUGACUGAUUUUCAUUUAGAAUACUUUGAAGAAGCUGUAAAUUAUCUAAAGAAACAUCCAAAGGUGAAGGGACCAGGUAUUGGCGUAAUCGGAUCUUCAAAAGGUGGAGAUUUGGCUCUAUCAAUGGUCACGUUUUUACCACAAGUUGUAGCAUCCGUUUGUAUCUCUGGCUGCCACGCAAACACUAUGACUGAUUUGCAUUAUAAAGGUAUACAUCUCCUCAGCUUGAGUUACGAUGUAGAUCGUAUCGUUGUUUUGGACUCAGGAAUUCUAGAUAUGUCCGAAACACUUGAAAACCCCAGUACAAACAAAGGCAGCAUCAUCCCGUUGGAAAAAGCUGAAGGACACAUCUUGUUUGUGGUGGGCGAAGGUGACAAGAUCUGGAACAGCAAACAGUUUGCUGAUGAGGCAAUAAAAAGACUGAAAAAAAACGGCAAGGACAACUAUAAGCUGCUUAGUUAUCCAGGAGCUGGGCACUGUAUUGAACCUCCUUGUUCUCCAUUUCGUCCUGCCAAGAUUGAUCGGUUGUAUGGACUUCCAGUGCUGUUGGGGGGAGAGGCAUUAAAACACUGCUCUGCUCAACAAGAUGCUUGGGAAAAAAUUCAAGACUUCCUACGUUUACAUCUAGGUUGAAAUGAUUUGGAUUUAACAAGAUUCCUCUUUACCUAAUGCAUGUUAUUUAGUAUAAUAUGUUGUCAUAAACUGCAUAGUAAUUAUUUAAUAUGAUCCACUACAUGUAAGGAAGACAGUCCAAGACUUUCUGAAAUUUGUAUUUCCAACCACCAGUAUCUCUAUUUUUUGGGUGAGGGUGGAAAAAUUAAACUUUAACUUAAUGCCA
Messenger RNA from Stegostoma tigrinum, 1081 nucleotides. Its product is annotated as acyl-coenzyme A thioesterase 6-like. Bases 1 to 876 code for a protein of 291 amino acids. NCBI's taxonomy places the organism in Eukaryota, Metazoa, Chordata, Chondrichthyes, Orectolobiformes, Stegostomatidae. The record is from RefSeq and is a predicted model, not a curated record. Gene Ontology annotation, molecular function: fatty acyl-CoA hydrolase activity. The transcript is spliced from 3 exons. Gene Ontology annotation, biological process: acyl-CoA metabolic process; fatty acid metabolic process.